AUGGCAGGCUCUAGUAUGCCUUGCACUAUCCCCAUCGGCCAUGUCGAGAAUCUCUCCAUGGAGGAGACUGUCGAAGAAGAAGGAAGUCCUCAUUACAAAGCAGAGAAGUUCUAUCCAGUGCGACUGGGUGAAGUCUUCGAGUCCCGUUACAAGGUUGUCGCCAAGCUUGGGUUUGGUACGGCCUCCACCAUUUGGCUUUGUCGUGAUCUUGUGGUAGACCAGCUUCUAGCGCUUAAGGUCUGUAUCACGCAAAAAGGUACCCUCAAGUUAAACAGUGAAAUGGCCAUCUCCCAGCAUCUCAAACCCAUCGAGGCUGAGCACCCAGGCAAGGAUCUCUUACGUCUAGUGCUGGAUGACUUUCAGAUAGCCGGUCCCCAUGGAAUGCAUCAAUGCUUGCUCUUCACCCCUCUAGGCAUGAGCUACACGAACUUUCGGAAUAUGUUUCCAACUAGAACGCUCAGCAAGCAGUUACUGCAGGAAUCGUUGCUAUUGAUCCUGCUUGGUCUCGAUUUUCUACACCAGGCGGGCGUAGUGCAUACAGACAUAUCUCCAAACAACAUCCUUCUCGGCGUCUCUGACCCAACCGUGUUUUCCGACAUCGAGGAAUCUGAGCGCCAAAAUCCGGCUCCUCGCAAAAAUCUGCCCGGUCGGACUAUAUAUCGUUCACAUGUCGUACCCACCACGUACGGGCCAUUGAUGAUUUGCGACUUUGGUGCAGCCAGAAUAGGGGAGAAGUAUACCGGAGAUGUCAUGCCGGGCGUGUAUCGAGCCCCUGAGAUCAUUCUUGGUAUGGAAUGGGACUCCAAGAUUGAUAUUUGGUCUGUUGGAGUCAUGAUCUGGGAUUUAUUUGAAGGAAAUAGUUUGUUCCACGCCAUCAAGAACGGUCGUCUCAAUGAUGAGUUGCAUCUUGCUGAGAUGGUUUCGCUCAUGGGGCCUCCGCCCAAGGCCUUCUUAGAACGAAGCGAGGCUAGCCGUCGGUACUGGGAUGCCGAAGGCAACUGGAUUGCCUCCACUCCAAUUCCCCAGCAAGCACUCGAGAUGCGUGAGCAAUGGCUCCAAGGCAAGGAGCAGGAGCAACUUCUUGCGCUUGUUCGAAGAAUCCUACGUUGGCUUCCAGAAGAAAGGCCAUCAGCCGAGGACCUUUUCGAAGAUGCAUUCUUUCAGAGUGUGUAUUUGUCUUUGCGCUCCAGAAAUUCUUAA
Molecule: messenger RNA, 1200 nt
Organism: Exserohilum turcica Et28A
Lineage: Eukaryota; Fungi; Ascomycota; Dothideomycetes; Pleosporales; Pleosporaceae
Exons: 5
Coding region: 1-1200 (399 amino acids)
Biological process (GO): protein phosphorylation
Molecular function (GO): ATP binding; protein kinase activity
Source: RefSeq, a predicted model, not a curated record